This is a messenger RNA of Betta splendens (Siamese fighting fish), 1615 nucleotides long. It is a transcript of the gene golga7, whose product is annotated as golgin A7. Gene Ontology annotation, cellular component: palmitoyltransferase complex; Golgi stack. The record is from RefSeq and is a predicted model, not a curated record. The transcript has 6 exons. Gene Ontology annotation, biological process: peptidyl-L-cysteine S-palmitoylation; protein targeting to membrane; Golgi to plasma membrane protein transport. Lineage: Eukaryota; Metazoa; Chordata; Actinopteri; Anabantiformes; Osphronemidae. Bases 145 to 579 code for a protein of 144 amino acids.
ACUCUUUUAGGGUAACUGGAUAAUCAACAAACGUGUGCAGUUAAUUUCUUUUUUUACCUCAGUCGAAAGGCACUUAUUUUGAACGGAGUGAACCGGAAGUAAUAGGGCUUUAGCUGCGCAGCAGCCGGAGAAAAAGCGUCCAUUAUGGCUGAGACCCACAGUUUACAGGACCUCCAGCAGCCGACUGUGUCUUCCAAGGUGUUUGUCCAAAGAGACUACAGCUCAGGAACCAUCUGCAAGUUCCAGACCAAGUUUCCCUCCGAGCUUGAGUCAAGGAUUGAUAAGCAGCAGUUUGAGGAGACCGUCCAGACUCUGAACAACCUGUAUGCUGAGGCAGAGAAGCUUGGGGGGAAGUCGUACCUGGAAGGCUGCCUGGCUUGUCUGACAGCGUAUACCAUUUUCCUCUGCAUGGAAACACACUAUGAAAAGGUGUUAAAGAAGAUUGGCAGGUUUAUUAAAGACCAGAAUGAGAAGAUAUAUGCUCCUCGAGGUUUGCUGCUGACAGACCCAAUAGAGAGAGGCCUCCGAGUUGUGGAAAUAACCAUCUUUGAAGACAGAAGUAUUGGCUCUGGUAGAUAAAAAAUCUCUUGGCUGAUGGCUCUGCUCACAAGCAUAUUGAGAGGUCUUCUUCACCGAAAGGGAUGUAUAUAAUUUUGAUCUGACCCUUUUUUUUUAUUUAUAAGUACUUUUUGGCUGCCAAUCCUUUUUUGUUCUUAAAUGUGUUUUGAUUUCCUUUCAUACAUGAGGCUUGUACAUGCCACAUUGUAAUUAUUUGUACAGUUUUGUUAUUCAGGCUCUGUGCUCCAUCACUUGAAUAUGAAAUUCAGUUUUGGAUACUACGUUAAUGUUGAAUAUGCUAAAGAGAUUGUUCCUCUAACAUGUAGUUUCUGAAUUCUACUAAGUAGUUUUUGGCGAGCUUUGUGUUGUUUAUUUGUUCAGCUCAAAGUUAAAGACACAUUGUGGGUACAUUAAUGUAGUAGCUUUAAUUUGAGUUCAGCGUGAAAGGAAGUAGCACAGAACCUGAAAUAUAAAUGAUCUGGACUAUAUAAUUAUGCCUGAUUUGAUGACUGGUCCGUUGGUGCCACAGUGAUAAAUGCUACAUUUUGAUCAUAGUAAUCAUGAGUGAUUUUGACUUUUAUCUUUUUAACAAACCAUAAGAAGUCACAAAACGUGUAGUGUGGUAGAAAACUGUUGAGGUUUAUUUAUGUUUAGUAAUUAUGAAAUCUACAUUGCUCCACAGUAUUAACAUUCUGGCUCUAGCCUUUGUUGAGGAAAAUGUUUCUUAUCUGUGCACCAGUUUGAUUUUGUUAGUAAACAUACUUUGUGGAUGUUCUGAAUUAAUUGAAUUUGGUCACUUCAUAUAUGGGACAAGUUUACAAUUAAAUACAUCGCCAAGUAAUACUGCAACCCAAUAUAUAUAAGCUAAAAGUUCCUAUCUGUAGUUAUGACAUCUGCAUUUAAUGGUCACAUUUAACCAUCUUGUUACGUGUCACUCUCACCACAGAAACCUUAACCUGAACUUCAGCAAUGGCUUCUGUAGUUAGUGUUUGAUACCAGUCUAUCCUUUUCUCACAAAUGUGCUUCUGUUUUAUCUAAAUAAAUACUCUUUUCCUGA